AUAAAAACUCUGAAAUUUUUAAUAAAAACUCUGAAGCUGUUAAUAAAAAUUCGAUUUGGAAAGAUUUUGUUUACAUUUGCGUUAUCUGUUCCGAUAUAUUUACUGAAGCUGAAGAUAUAAUUAAUCAUUUAUGUGAAACAUUAAUACAUUUGAAACAGUUUAAGAACGUUUUUUCUACAUAUAAUUAUAUAUAUAUUGCAUCUAUCUCAAAGAAUCUUAAUAUAAAUAAAACACACAAUGUAAAAUCUAUAAUUUGUAGAGAUGAUGUAUCGAUUAAUGACAAAGUUUCGAAGGAAUAUAAUAUUAACGAAACACAACUGAAUACAGAGCAAUAUCGCGAUCAUAAUUUGAUGGUUACAACUGACUCUACUAAUGACAAAGAUGAUACACUUGGCUUUUUUAUAUCUUUCCGCAUAUUUAAGGAUCUUAUCAAUAAUAGUCCAAAACUAUUAACUUUACAUGCAGAAUCUAAAGAGACCAUUUUGGAUCGUUAUAAUAAAAUGUAUCGGAAAGAAUAUCUUGAUUUUGAGGAAAUCAUAUUUGCUUGCAAUGAAGGAAAACUCAAAGAAAUUAAAUUAAAUCUGCAAUUUUUCCUUCCGUCUUUUGGAAAAAUGCUCUGUCUUCUAUGUAGCGAUCUACAACAGGACGAUGCACAGGCGAUAUACGAACAUAUAAAUUCGGAAAAACAUUUUAAAAUCUUAAAAACUAUAAAGCUGCAAGAGAACAAGGAAUAUUUUGAGCUAUUAAAGGAACUAAUAAAAGUAGAACGUACAUCAGAUGUAAAUCUUCAACGUGCCAAAUGUUAUGCCUGCAACGAUAAUAUAAAGGGGACAUAUCUGAAUGCAUCUGAUAAAAAGGAUUACAAAUGGCAUAUACGUAUGCCUUCACACAGAAACAAACGCAAAUUACUACUUGAUUCGGUCAAGCAUAUACUAGAGGAUUUUCAGACUUUGUGGUAUAGCAUUCAAUACUUUGCUUGCGUUAAAUGCAAUAAUAGAUUCAAAAGGAAGAUAAAUUUUAUGGAACAUCUUAGUGUUAUGCACGAGGCAGUUUUCAAUAAGAAGGAUAAUUCAGAAUUUGAUUUUUGCUUAACGUGUGCCACUUUGUGGUAUAAAAACGAAAAUGUUAACGAAGCUACAUAUUUAACUUAUCAACAACACUGUAAGAAACAAUCGCAUCGGUUUAAAAAGAGUAAUGACUUCGCAAUUACAUCAUUAUCGAAACCAUUACGAGAAUUAUUGAAAAACAUUGAGAAAAUUGCUGCUGAUUUGUUUAAAUCAUCAAAUGAUGUAUUAAAUGAUCCGAAAACAAUUCAACUCAGGGAUACUUUAAAGCAUAUCUUCGAAACUCAAUUACCUGUAGAGGUAUGUAUAUUCGGUUCAAGAAUCACUGGCUUAGCAUUACCAAAAAGUGAUAUCGACAUAUAUCUCGACUUUGGUGACGAAUGUACCGAUCCCGAAUUAAUAAAAAAUAGAAGUAAACAAAUUCAAGAUUGUUUAAAAACCGAUCAUGAGAAUUGGAAUAUAGAAUUAACUUUGGAUAAGAGUAGGACUCCUCUAAUAAAAGUGAAACACAGAUUAACAGGAUUGCAGUGCGACAUCUCGUUUAUGAAUAGUCUCUCGGUAGAAAAUUCCAAGUUUAUUAAGUCUUUUAACAUGGCGUAUCCUCCGUGUCGAAAAUUGAUAUUGUUUUUAAAAAAGUGGAUCUUGUUGGGAGACUUAUCUGGUUCUAAGGAAAUAUUCGGAAUAUCGAAUUAUGCUCUUGUUUGGAUGGUCAUAUUUUAUUUGCAAGUCAGAUUUAAAGUAAAAAGUGUUGCUGCUUUAAUCGAAACCUAUAAUCAAUCAAAAAUUGUCGCUGGUAAGUGCUGAGAAAUUUACGUAAAAAUGCAUUGUUAUAAUUCAUCUACGAUUGGAAAUCUACAAUUGGAAAAAUUAUAAUAGUAAAUUGCAAUAUUAUA
Messenger RNA from Pogonomyrmex barbatus (red harvester ant), 1957 nucleotides. RefSeq lists its product as uncharacterized. Gene Ontology annotation, biological process: regulation of transcription by RNA polymerase II. Lineage: Eukaryota; Metazoa; Arthropoda; Insecta; Hymenoptera; Formicidae. Gene Ontology annotation, cellular component: nucleus. Gene Ontology annotation, molecular function: RNA uridylyltransferase activity; DNA-binding transcription factor activity, RNA polymerase II-specific; zinc ion binding. The record is from RefSeq and is a predicted model, not a curated record.